Messenger RNA from Gigantopelta aegis, 3624 nucleotides. RefSeq lists its product as uncharacterized. The transcript is spliced from 4 exons. The record is from RefSeq and is a predicted model, not a curated record. The coding region runs from base 288 to 818 and encodes 176 amino acids. NCBI's taxonomy places the organism in Eukaryota, Metazoa, Mollusca, Gastropoda, Neomphalida, Peltospiridae.
AUUCAGAUUCUCGUUGUUCGUUUCUCUUAUAUGGCAACCCAAGCUGUUAUAAUACACAUAAGACGUAUUGCAACUAUGUGUUAGCUACAGAAAAUAAAUGACAAUAUGUAAGGCAUGUAAAAACUUAAUACGAUAACUUUAUUCUUUGUAAACCAGUAAUCACUAAGGCUUUGCUUCACCCCCAAAGACCCGGAUGAUCGGUAACUAGGCCGUGUGACGUCACGCCGGUUCCGAGAAUUUAUCUCUAUUUAAUCGACACACCAUCCAUCAUCUACAACAGAGAUUCAAUGAAAGCCUACAAAUCGCUGGAAGCAUACAAGUAUGUUGUUAGUGGACAUGUGCAGGUUGUGCUGUCAAAUCCAGUAGAUGACAAGUGCCCUUUCAUUGCAUUGAAAUCUAAAGUGACUCCUUCGCAGAGGGCAAGGGACAAGCCACAUGAGCCAUGGGUUUUCUUGGAGAAAAACAGCGGCACAGUUUACUGUGCACACUGUACCUGUAUGGCCGGGUUAGGUGAAGUAUGCAGCCAUGUUGGAGCUCCUUUGUUCAAGAUCGAGAUGGGUGUUAAGAUGGGUAUGACCCAAACCAGCUCAACCAGUAAAGCUUGUCAGUGGAAUAGCACUUUUCGAAAAGAGGUCGCUCCAACAACAAUAACUGAUAUAUUUCAGGAGAUUAAAGGCAAAAGGAAGAAGGAAAUUAAGACGGUUCAAGCCAGUGGAUCUGCGCCAUUGCCACCCUCAGAAGAACUACACAAGUUGUAUGCCCUGGUACCAAAUGCAUCUUUUUUUUACAUCAGUCUCCAUACCAGGACUAACAGAUAACCUCCCCACUGAUCACAAUCUGCCAUGUAUCCAAAAAUAUCCAAAAUUGUUAACAACAUUCAGUGGAACACUGUUGGGAGAUAAUUCUAAUUUUGAGACCUACAGCAUUUCCAAACAACAAGCUGCUAACUUGGAAAUAGCCACAAGGAACCAAGCUGUCAGUCCCCAGUGGUACCAACAUAGGAUGGGUAGAGUAACGGCAUCCAAGGCCCAUGACAUUUUAACACGCAGAGACACGACAUCUCCAGAUAAUCUUGUAAGGCGCAUUGUUGGAUAUGUUUCUUAUGACUUGUCAAAGAAAGAAGCUGUGAAAUGGGGAAUCGAUCACAAAGACGAAUGUAGAGUUGCCUAUAGUAAGCAUCAGACUGGGUCUCAUGUAGAUUUUCAUUGUAAUCCUUCUGGUUUUGUGAUAACACUGAUCACCCAUUUCUUGGAGCUAGUCCCGAUGGCUAUAUUGACUGUCAUUGUUGUGGGAAAGGUACCCUGGAAAUUAAAUGUCCUUUUAAGACUGUACAGGAAGCAGCUGCAACAGAUAAGGAUUUUUGUCUUGAUUCAUCUAUGCAGCUUAAAGCGAAUCACAGAUAUUACAGUCAAGUACAAUUUCAAAUGUACAUUACAAAAUGCCAAUAUUGUGAUUUUGUUGUCUAUACCAAGUGUAAGCCUGCACCAAGUAUGGUCAUUGUACGACUGUCCAUUGAUGUCGACUUCUGUCAGAGUCUGAUUGCUAAAUGUGAACAUUUUGUAAACAACUUUGUCAAAAAUGAGUUGGAAAACCAGCCAGUAGUUACUUCUACCCAUAAAGAAGAUAAGAGUGAUCAAACAUGGUGCAUUUGUGCUGAAGUAGAAUAUGGUCGAAUGAUCAAGUGCGACAAUGAAGACUGCCCAUAUCAGUGGUUUCACUACAAGUGUGUGAACAUUCGCAGGAAGCCUAGAGGAAAAUGGUUUUGUGCUAGCUGUGACAAAUAAAUAACUGUUCAUAGUUAUGAACAAUGUUCAGAAAUUGAACAAAAAUUGUGAAAUUGGUGGCCUUAAAUUUUAUUUGUAAAGUAUGUAUUUUGAAACAAUAAAAUGGAUAUAGCUACUGUUAGCUGAUGAUUAGUGUAAUAAACACCAAUAAAGUUAUUAAAUACACUAUCAGGGCUUCUAGAAUUUUAAAAAUAUGCAUUUUUUUUUACUAGCCAUGGGGCAUGGCCACAGUACUUAAUUACUAGCCUGUUAUUGAAAUUCACUACCAUAUUAUAUAAUUAUAGAAUCCCCGAUAAUUUAAUCGUGGGCAUGUUACAAAAUAAAAGACAGAAUUAUGUAUGUACCAUUUUGAAGCAAAAUACAAGUUAAAAAAUCUAAGAAACAAGUUUUGGUUGUAAAUUACAUAGAGCUGAACAAAUGGUGACUAUGCUGUCUGAAUGGGGAACCAUGUGCAUACUCAUACUACUACUCAGACUGUUCCAGUUUUUCAGACUUUCAAUGGCUCUUUCCACAUGUAUGCGUACAUUAGCAAUUUUUCUGGUCUGCUCAACUUCCCGAGCACUAAACUGCGACUUUCCUCUGGUGAAGGCUGGUAUUACCAGUGUCGCAUUACGAUUUGCCAAGUCCUCUGCUAUCAAAAAUCCUCUAUCUGCCAAAACUUCAUCGCCAUAUUCUAAUUUGUCCAAAUAACCACUUCUCUGAGUAAUAACUUUAUCAGAUGUCCUACCUCCAAAUGCCCUGGAUACAUAAGAAAUUGCUCCUGUUGCAGUUAUAGACACAAGAAAUUUAAUGGUAUUGUUAUGUUUGUAAUUUGACCAUGUUUGGGCCCAUGCUGUAAGUGGUCCAGGUCUCUGAAUAAAAACUUCAAAACAGUCGAUAAUACUAACACAUUUUGGAUAUGUUAUUUUAAUAAUAUUUGGCAUAUUGCGUUUUAGACUGUCUUUGUCUGGCCACUGAAUAAGAAAGGCAAGUUUCUCUGCUAACUUUGGCAGCCCCUGAUUAAGCAUUUCUGAGAUUGUGGUGACAGACACAUUAAAUCGAUAUGCCAAGUCCUGGUGCUGCAGAUUUAAUCUCAGUUUCAUAAUUAAGCACAUCAAAACAUGUUGGUGAUAAAACGUUACACGAAGGCAAUGCCAAAGAGCAAAAUGACAACACAAACAUAAACAGCGCUUUUGAUGUUACACCUGUGUAGAACUAAAUUAUACGGUCGCUUGAAAUUGUCUGCUUCUCAUUCUGAAGCCUCCCCAGUUCUUCAUACAGCUGCUGAUUUUCAAUCCGUAGGGAAGCUAUUUUCCGUAUACAAAUACUGUGUGUCUCAGCAUAGGGUUGUGACUGAAAAAUAAUUUUAUUUUGCAUAUUAAGGGGUAUCAAAUUAAUACAUUAAAUUUUAUCAGUAUAAUCAUGCAAACCUUGACAUUCACCCCAAAACAUAUGUCUAUAUUAUGUACAUAAAAGAUCGCUAUACAUUAUGUACAUAACCACUGCCUUGAUGCAGAUCACUAUGUGGCAGACAAUUAAUAUGCUGACGAUUUGUAUUUAAACAAUAUAUACAUGUAGAUGUACCAAAAUGAAGUGUAAAUACUUGUCUGACUGAUAAAAAAACCCAUUGUAACUUAAUUUGGUUUAAAAAAAGUUUAUUAAUACCUACUCUUAUUUAUUACCAUAAUGUACAUAUUUUAUAUUUAGCAUCUAUAAUUUGUUGUUGGGAGUGUUCACAUUAUACGUGAUUAAUAUGUGUGUUUGUGUAAUUAAUUAAAUUAAUAUUUCCCAAACUAUGUCCAAAAUAUUGAAAUUUGGAUCACAUAUACAUGUACAUGCAAAUAAAUGAUUGUCUACCUUC